AUGGACGAUAUGGAAAGCAGUAGCAGUAUGCCUACUAAUGGGGACCCUCCCAUGGCCGGUGUUUCUGAGAAUACUGAACAAGGAAAUAAGAAUCCUAGAGGAGAAAAACGCAGUGCUGAUGGAACUGUCAAAGCUCGAGUCGAGCACCCACACCCUGAAGACCAAGUCAUUGAUAGGGAUAUCACAAUGGCGUCUUCACCAAAUUCCCCUGGACCUCACAACCCUGACGAUUCAUUGCCCAAAGAUUCAGGUGAACUUUCUGGGUCUGGAGGCUAUGAACCCGAAGAUGAGUUUGGUGCAGAUGAGAUGGAAGAAGACGAUGAAGAGGAAGAAGAGGAAAAAGAGGAAAACGAGGAAAAAGAAGAGGAAGAUAAACAGAACAAAGAAAAUCCAAAUCGGGAUUUUGACCCAGGCCAUGGCAACGGAGAGAACGGAGGAGGUGGUGAUGAUGGCUACGAUGGCGGUUCUGACGACAGUGGAGCUUACACAGACUUCAACUUCUUCGGUGACUGUGAAUCCAAUGCGGAUCCGGACCCGGAUGCGGAUAACGAGGUAGGAGGUCGUGAUUACGAUGAUGCCGAUUUUUUCGAGGGAUUUAAUGAUCUCGAUGGCCCGCUUUUUAGCAACGGGUACAACCGUGUGUGGGAGCCAGACGAGGCCUCACGAGCACUGUUUGAUAUUGAUGAUGACCUUAGCAUCUUCCAAUCUGACGCAUUCAUAUACCCUGGAGAGGGCAGUAGUGCCUCUGAAGAUUUCAUUUAUUACGACCCGAAUGAUCUUUAUUACGAGGGUUCAGAUGUUGAAGCUGUUGAAGAAGCUGGAAACAUUGAACGGCCUGAAGAAAGUGGAGAAGCGGAAGUGGUCAAAGAGGGUGAAAUUGAAGAAAUAAUGGCUGAUAUGCCCGCCAAUUAUAUCCAACUCCAACAUGAUGUUGAAUAUCAGGAUGAUGCAACAUACCCACAUCCCAUUGCCACUGAAGACACGAAUAUUUGGUAUACUGAUCCCAUCCUUACUGAUAUCGAUAAUCAGCUUUCCUCAGAGCAGCCCAUCCCAGGACCGAACGGUGAUAGUACUGACCAGACGGAGGCAACCCGCGUUCAGUCAUCUGCAUACAGUGGACAAGAAAUCUGGGAAGACUUGUCUGAAGAUGAGAAGGAACGUCGCAUAACGCCUGUGGUUAUGGAAAUAUUCAAUAUACCCGCCACUGAACUGGUCCAUGAAGAAGCAAACAAGGAAAAUAAAUACCCACAUGCCAAUGGUCUCAACAUGCAAAGUGAUGUUGAGAAUGGCAUCCUAGAAGAGACCGCUCCUGAAUCAGCUUCUAGCAACACACAGCCAUGGACAGGCCGUUAUAGCCCAGCACAGGACCGAGAAUAUCGACCCUUAUCUUUUGGUGGUGCUCUCCGCCCAGUUCCGUCUUUGACUGGCAGGGUCCCAGUACUGAAUGUCAAUCCAAAUGGCCCAAGAACUCAAGUCCAUGAUUGGUAUAGCCAAGUUGGCUCGCAUAUCCAGGAUAUCCCAGAGCAAACGGCUCCUACUGUUGGUGUUGUGCGACGUGUUCAUUCACCACCACCAGCCAACUGA
Molecule: messenger RNA, 1584 nt
Organism: Arthroderma uncinatum
Lineage: Eukaryota; Fungi; Ascomycota; Eurotiomycetes; Onygenales; Arthrodermataceae
Exons: 3
Coding region: 1-1584 (527 amino acids)
Source: RefSeq, a predicted model, not a curated record